Messenger RNA from Gongylonema pulchrum, 165 nucleotides. The record is from the annotation of a GenBank genome assembly. Lineage: Eukaryota; Metazoa; Nematoda; Chromadorea; Rhabditida; Gongylonematidae.
CUUGGUUUUAUCAUUCUGGAUAAAUGUAACAAUCCGUUAACGCCAAAGCUGAAUCGAAUAAUGAUGCUGGGCUUAGGUUUUGCCUGUGUACUUAUUGGUUUCCUUGCAACACGUAUGUUUAUGAAAAUGAAAAUGCCAUCCUACCUCCAAGGCAUGGUUGGUUGA